CUCGAUUAUAUUUUGAUCACGUUAUAAAUGAUGGCGACUGCGGCAAGGAUGUGUGGGCUGUAUUUGUUGUUUCUACUCUCUCUUCUUUUACAACAAACUGAUGCCGAAUAUCAACCUAACUGGGAAUCUCUUGAUAAAAGAAUUAUUCCUUCAUGGUACGACGAGGCGAAGUUUGGUAUAUUUCUUCACUGGGGCGUUUUCUCCGUACCGAGCUAUGGUUCCGAGUGGUUUUGGUGGUACUGGAAAGGAAGUAAAAACCCUUAUUAUGUUGAUUUUAUGAACAAGAAUUAUCCUCCUGACUUUACUUAUGCAGAUUUUGCGCCGAAAUUUACCACGGAAUUUUUCAAUGCUAAAGAAUGGGCAAACUUAUUUGAAGCUGCUGGAGCCAAAUAUGUAGUACUAACAAGCAAACAUCAUGAAGGUUUUACAAAUUGGCCAUCAAAAGUAUCAUGGAAUUGGAAUUCAAUGGAUGUUGGACCUCACAGAGAUCUUGUAGGUGAAUUCGCUGCAGCUGUCAAAAAGACUUCCGUUCAUUUCGGCUUAUACCAUUCAUUAUUAGAAUGGUUUCAUCCACUCUAUUUGAAAGAUAAAGCUUCCAACUUUACAACACAUGACUUUGCUAAGACAAAAGCUAUACCAGAGCUUCAUGAAAUUGUUAAGGAAUACAAACCAGAAGUGAUUUGGUCUGAUGGUGACUGGGAAUGUGAUGAUACUUAUUGGAAUUCAACACAGUUCCUGGCUUGGUUAUACAAUGAAAGUCCUGUGAAAGACACAGUAUGUGUGAAUGACCGAUGGGGUAAAAAUAUUCGAUGCAAACAUGGUAGUUUUCUCAACUGUAAUGACAGAUACAAUCCAGGUGUUCUUCAAAAGAAGAAGUGGGAAAAUGCCAUGACAAUCGACCGAUAUUCCUGGGGUUACAGACGCAACUUAAGGCUUCAAGAUUUACUGACAGUUGAUCAAUUGAUUGAUGAACUUGCUGAAACUGUCAGUUGUGGUGGCAAUUUGCUUGUAAAUGUUGGACCAACUCAUGAUGGCCGUAUUUCACCAAUCUUUGAGGAACGUCUGUUACAAUUUGGACAAUGGUUAAAGCUCAAUGGGGAAGCAAUCUACUCUUCCAAACCUUGGCUUCACCAAAAUGAUACAGUUACUCCAAGAAUAUGGUAUACAUCCAAUAAAGCCAGCAAUGGUACAGCUGUCUAUGCUAUUGUCUUAGACAGACCAAAAGGAAACUUCAUCCAUCUUGGAUCAGUUGACUACUUGCCAUCUAUCAGUGUCUCUUUACUGGGCUAUAGUGGAAAUAUUGAAAUCAAAGAGACGAUAACUGGUAUCAUGUUAAUGAUUCCAAAUAUUCAAAUUAAUGAAAUGCCAAGCAAAAGAGCUUGGGUAUUUAAAUUUAUGGGAGCUAAAGUUUAAAGAAGACUGAAUUACAUUCCUUAAGCUAACCCUGCAUUAUUAUACAAAUAAACAUGUAUGUGUGCCUUACAUAAUGAAUGUAUGUGUGUGUACACUCACACAUGUGUAUAAAUAUACGUGUAUGUAAGGUGGUGAGCUGGCAGAAAUUUUAGCACACCGGACGAAAUGCUUAGCG
Octopus sinensis (East Asian common octopus) is the source of this 1588-nucleotide messenger RNA. RefSeq names its product alpha-L-fucosidase. Gene Ontology annotation, molecular function: alpha-L-fucosidase activity. The coding region runs from base 28 to 1413 and encodes 461 amino acids. The transcript is spliced from 8 exons. NCBI's taxonomy places the organism in Eukaryota, Metazoa, Mollusca, Cephalopoda, Octopoda, Octopodidae. The record is from RefSeq and is a predicted model, not a curated record. Gene Ontology annotation, biological process: fucose metabolic process; glycoside catabolic process. Gene Ontology annotation, cellular component: lysosome.